Molecule: messenger RNA, 1958 nt
Organism: Drosophila busckii
Lineage: Eukaryota; Metazoa; Arthropoda; Insecta; Diptera; Drosophilidae
Gene: Src64B
Product: tyrosine-protein kinase Src64B
Exons: 5
Coding region: 48-1718 (556 amino acids)
Biological process (GO): cell differentiation; innate immune response; protein phosphorylation
Cellular component (GO): extrinsic component of cytoplasmic side of plasma membrane
Molecular function (GO): ATP binding; non-membrane spanning protein tyrosine kinase activity; signaling receptor binding
Source: RefSeq, a predicted model, not a curated record
CAACAACAACAACAAACAAUUAGAAGUGUUGGAAUAAACUAACAACAAUGGGCAACAAAUGCUGCAGCAAGCGACAGGAUCAGGAGCUAGCCUUGGCCUAUCCCACUGGUGGCUAUAAAAAGUCAGACUACACCUUUGGCCAAACGCACAUCAACAGCAACAGCGUUGCCGGAGCCGGUGGCAUCGUUGCCAGCGCACUUGGCCACAAGCACAACAAUGGCGGCUCACUGGAUACGCGCUAUACACCAGAUCCGAAUCGUGGCCCACUCAAAAUUGGCGCCAAGGGCGGUGUCGACAUCAUACGAACGCGCACCACACCGACUGGCGUGCCUGGCGGUCUGCCGAAGCGACGCGUUGUGGUUGCGUUGUAUGAUUACAAAUCGCGCGAUGAGUCUGACUUGAGCUUUAUGAAGGGCGACCGCAUGGAGGUCAUCGAUGAUACCGAAUCCGAUUGGUGGCGCGUUGUCAAUCUAAGCACACGCCAGGAGGGACUCAUACCCUUGAAUUUUGUUGCCGAGGAGCGCAGCGUCAACAGCGAAGACUGGUUCUUUGAGAACGUGCUACGCAAGGAGGCGGACAAGCUGCUGCUGGCGGAGGAAAAUCCACGCGGCACUUUUCUGGUGCGUCCCUCGGAGCACAAUCCAAAUGGCUAUUCGCUGUCGGUUAAGGACUGGGAGGACGAGCGCGGCUAUCAUGUGAAACACUAUCGCAUUAAGCCGCUGGACAAUGGUGGCUACUACAUAGCCACAAAUCAAACUUUCCCCUCGCUACAAGCGCUGGUCAUGGCCUACAGCAAAAACGCGCUUGGCCUGUGCCAUAUACUAUCGCGUCCCUGCCCCAAGCCACAACCACAGAUGUGGGAUCUGGGCCCCGAGCUGCGUGACAAGUACGAAAUUCCACGCUCCGAGAUUCAGCUGCUGCGUAAAUUGGGUCGCGGCAACUUUGGCGAAGUCUUCUAUGGCAAGUGGCGCAACAGCAUCGAUGUGGCAGUCAAGACGCUGCGCGAGGGCACCAUGUCCACGGCUGCGUUUCUGCAGGAGGCGGCUAUAAUGAAAAAGUUUCGACACAAUCGACUGGUGGCACUCUAUGCCGUUUGCUCACAGGAGGAGCCCAUUUAUAUAGUGCAGGAGUACAUGUCCAAGGGCAGUCUGCUGGACUUUUUGCGCGAGGGCGAUGGGCGCUAUUUGCAUUUCGAGGAUCUCAUCUAUAUUGCCACACAGGUCGCCAGCGGCAUGGAGUAUCUGGAGUCGAAGCAGCUUAUACAUCGCGAUCUGGCUGCACGCAACGUGCUCAUUGGCGAGAACAAUGUGGCAAAGAUUUGUGAUUUCGGUCUGGCGCGCGUCAUUGCCGACGAUGAGUACUGCCCCAAGCAGGGCUCACGCUUCCCAGUCAAGUGGACUGCGCCCGAGGCCAUCAUCUAUGGCAAGUUUAGCAUCAAGUCGGACGUUUGGUCCUACGGCAUUUUGCUAAUGGAGCUGUUUACGUACGGACAAGUGCCCUAUCCGGGCAUGCACAGUCGCGAGGUGAUUGAGAACAUUGAGCGCGGUUUCCGCAUGCCAAAGCCGACAAAUCAUUACUUCCCCGACAAUAUCUAUCACUUGCUAUUGCAAUGCUGGGACGCUGUGCCCGAGAAGCGGCCAACGUUUGAGUUCUUGAAUCAUUAUUUUGAAUCGUUCUCAGUAACGUCUGAGGUGCCGUAUCGAGAGGUGCAGGAUUAAAUCACACAACACAUCACACACACACACACACACAUACAUUUAUACAUACAUAUUUACUAUAAUUCUUAAGACUUUUAAAUGGCAAAAACAAAAAAGAAGUAAACAAAAAUCCAAGGCUAGGCGUAUUAGUUGUCAGUCACAUUUACAUUGACAUAACUCUAUAUAUGUAUGUGUAUGUGUUAUACAUAAUUAAUUGAAAAAUGCGACAUUUUAUAUUUUACACGCAAAAAAAAAACACAA